This is a messenger RNA of Myzus persicae (green peach aphid), 363 nucleotides long. RefSeq names its product dopamine D2-like receptor. The transcript is spliced from 2 exons. The record is from RefSeq and is a predicted model, not a curated record. The annotation marks the transcript as partial. Gene Ontology annotation, molecular function: G protein-coupled receptor activity; dopamine neurotransmitter receptor activity, coupled via Gi/Go. Lineage: Eukaryota; Metazoa; Arthropoda; Insecta; Hemiptera; Aphididae. Gene Ontology annotation, biological process: adenylate cyclase-activating adrenergic receptor signaling pathway. Gene Ontology annotation, cellular component: membrane.
GUCAACGGGAAAUGGGGCUUGCCCCCGUUUGUUUGUGACUUCUACAUUGCGAUGGACGUGAUUUGUAGUACAUCGUCCAUAUUCAAUUUGGUGGCAAUCAGUAUAGACAGGUACAUUGCGGUCACGCAGCCAAUAAAAUACGCAAAGCACAAAAACAACCGGCGAGUGUGGCUGACAAUCGUGCUGGUGUGGGCCAUCAGCGCGGCAAUUGGCAGCCCCAUUGUGCUGGGGCUGAACAACACGCCGGACCGGGAACCGGACCUCUGUGUUUUUUACAACUCGAAUUUCGUCAUUUACUCGUCCCUCUCCUCGUUCUACAUACCGUGCAUCAUAAUGGUAUUCCUCUAUUGGAACAUAUUCAAG